Molecule: messenger RNA, 1311 nt
Organism: Yarrowia lipolytica CLIB122
Lineage: Eukaryota; Fungi; Ascomycota; Dipodascomycetes; Dipodascales
Biological process (GO): proteasome-mediated ubiquitin-dependent protein catabolic process
Cellular component (GO): proteasome regulatory particle, base subcomplex
Molecular function (GO): ATP hydrolysis activity; proteasome-activating activity; ATP binding
Source: RefSeq, a predicted model, not a curated record
AUGCCACCAAAAUCUGAUUGGGAAAAGUACAAGGCCCCCAUCGACGAGGAUGCCGCGCAGGAGAAGAUCAUUCCUCUGUCCGAGGGCGACAUCCAGGUACUCAAGACGUACGGAACUGCUCCCUAUGGUACUGCCCUCAAGAACAUCGAGAAGGACAUCAAGGACAUGCAAGCACGAAUCCAGGAGAAGGUCGGCAUCAAGGAGUCCGACACAGGUCUGGCCCCGCACCACCUGUGGGACACACAAAUGGACAAGCAGCGAAUGAGCGAGGAGAAUCCUCUCCAGGUGGCUCGAUGCACCAAGAUUAUCGAGACUGCUGAAGACCCCGGAAAGAGCAAGUACGUCAUCAACGUCAAGCAGAUCGCCAAGUUUGUCGUGUCGCUGGGCGAGCGAGUGUCGCCCACAGAUAUCGAGGAGGGGAUGCGAGUGGGAGUCGACCGGUCCAAGUACCAGAUUCAGCUGCCUCUGCCACCCCGAAUCGACCCUUCCGUCACCAUGAUGACGGUCGAGGAGAAGCCCGAUGUCACCUACUCGGACGUGGGAGGCUCUAAGGAGCAGCUGGAGAAGCUGCGAGAGGUUGUCGAGCUGCCUCUGCUGUCUCCCGAACGAUUCGUCAACCUCGGAAUCGACCCUCCCAAGGGUAUUCUUCUAUACGGACCCCCCGGAACCGGUAAGACUCUGUGCGCACGAGCCGUGGCUAACCGAACAGACGCCACUUUUAUCCGUGUCAUUGGCUCCGAGCUAGUGCAGAAGUACGUUGGUGAGGGUGCCCGGAUGGUCCGAGAGCUGUUCGAGAUGGCUCGAACCAAGAAGGCUUGCAUCAUUUUCUUCGACGAGGUCGACGCCAUUGGAGGAGCCCGAUUCGAUGACGGAGCCGGAGGAGACAAUGAGGUGCAGAGAACCAUGCUAGAGCUCAUCACUCAGCUCGACGGUUUCGAUCCUCGAGGAAAUAUCAAGGUCAUGUUUGCCACCAAUAGACCCAACACUCUAGAUCCCGCACUCCUGCGUCCCGGACGAAUUGACCGAAAGGUCGAGUUCUCACUGCCAGAUCUCGAGGGCCGAGCUAACAUUUUCCGAAUCCACUCAAAGAGCAUGUCUGUCGACAGAGAUAUCCGAUGGGAGCUCAUUUCGCGUCUGUGUCCCAACUCCACUGGUGCUGAGCUGCGAUCCGUGUGCACUGAGGCCGGCAUGUUUGCCAUUCGAGCCCGCCGAAAGGUCGCCACUGAGAAGGACUUCCUGGCUGCCGUCGAGAAGGUCAUUAAGGGUAACCUCAAGUUUAGCAGUACUUCUCAGUACAUGCAGUACAACUAG